AUGGCUGCUCAACGAGUGGAAGCAAAAGAUUACAAAAAGGCAGCUUCUGUCUUGGUGGAAGCCUUUUACGAUGAUCCAGUAUGUUUGUACUUGUGCCAUUGCAGCAAUGACCAGCAGUACAGAAAGGUACUUCAGGGAAUGAUGGAGUACAUCGUGUAUGCCCACAUCAUGCGCGGCAUGGUUUUGCAAGCGGACGAUUUCUCCGGUGUCUCCUUGUGGAUGGGGCCCGGCAGUAACAUGGAUGAUUGGUACUCGAUUCUAAGAAGUGGUAUGUGGCGCCUUAACUAUCAAUUGGAUUCAGAAGGCCGCCAUCGUUUCUUCCGUGAGUUUCUGCCCGUUCUUCAUGAUACAAAGGCGGAAAUCCUUCAGCAACGAGAUGAUUCUUCCUGGUACCUAGUCUACGUUGGCAUUCGACGGAAUCAACAAGGAAAAGGAUGCCUUCGAAGACUUGUACAACCUAUUAUGGAUCUCUGUAACCAGGAGAAUCUUCCUAUCUAUUUGGAAUCGAGUCAUCCUCACAAUCGUGCUAUCUACGAACAUUUUGGCUUUACGCUCAAAAAGACAAUUUUCUUAGAACGUGAAACAAAUCAUAUUCCCCUUGAAAUCAUGGUUCGUGAAGCAGACGCUCUGCUCAGCUCCAACACAAAGCCCAAACAUCCAACUAGCACUCCUGCUAGUCUUCCCAGUCAUAUCAAUAGCACAACCACCUCUAUCCAUGCGGCUUCUGUUUGCUAA
Schizosaccharomyces osmophilus is the source of this 735-nucleotide messenger RNA. Its product is annotated as N-acetyltransferase. The transcript has a single exon. Gene Ontology annotation, molecular function: acyltransferase activity, transferring groups other than amino-acyl groups. Lineage: Eukaryota; Fungi; Ascomycota; Schizosaccharomycetes; Schizosaccharomycetales; Schizosaccharomycetaceae. Bases 1 to 735 code for a protein of 244 amino acids. The record is from RefSeq and is a predicted model, not a curated record.